Molecule: messenger RNA, 1708 nt
Organism: Podarcis raffonei (Aeolian wall lizard)
Lineage: Eukaryota; Metazoa; Chordata; Lepidosauria; Squamata; Lacertidae
Gene: MRPS21
Product: mitochondrial ribosomal protein S21
Exons: 3
Coding region: 973-1236 (87 amino acids)
Biological process (GO): translation
Cellular component (GO): ribosome
Molecular function (GO): structural constituent of ribosome
Source: RefSeq, a predicted model, not a curated record
GUAGUCCUUGGUGGGGGCGCGCGAGGAAGCCCCUCUUGGCCCCGCUUCCCUUCGGGUCCGCCGUAGGCCGCGCGCAUCCCCGGCCUCUAUUAGGAGCUGCUGCCCCGGGAGGAAGCGCGGGAGGCGGGCUGAAAAAGAAUGUGGCGGUUCCCUCGGAGGAUAGCGUUCCUCUCCCUGUCGUUGUGGAAAUUAUUUUUUUGGGGGGGGUUAACCUUCCCCAUUGAGGGGGUAAAGGGGCUGCCCUUAGUUUUUGUUAUUUGCAGUUGACGGGAGAAGUUCGGGCGCUCCCCGUUUUAUUUCGUUUGUUGAAAUAAGAUUUAUUUCAUGCCCCUCCUUUUCCUCCGAGGGAGGUCGAGGUGGGGGAAAUUCAUACCCCCCCUUUUCCCGUUUUACCUUCUCACAGCGACGCUGUGAGGUAGAUUAGGUUGAGGGAUGAGUGACUUGGCCCAAGGUCACCCCAAAAAGGGGGAGACCCCUCCAAAGUUUCCUCCAAAUUGGGGUGUGUGUGAAGGGCCUCCCUUCAUUAUCCUCCCCUUCGUACAUAAUUUUAUGUUAUUUAUUAUAGUCAGGUAAAUUUGUUUAGGUGGCCCCAAAGAGCCUGGAAGGGGCAAUGAAAACAGCAGAGGGUUGUCUCCAGCUUAUUUCUACUCAGAGUAGACCUGUUGUUGGAAUCAAUGGACCUAAGUUAGUCAUGUCUCUUAACUUCAGUGGGUUUGCUCUGAGUAGGAAUUAGCAUUGGAUAAAAUCCCGAUUUUCACAAUUCAGAAUUGGGUCAUGAACUGAGAAAAUGGCAGAAAAAGCCAGUAUUUUCUUUUUUAAGAAAUGGUGACUAGAGUUUCAGCACUCUGCACGGAUCUACUUUGAGAUCUGCCAACUGAGAAAUGAUUACUUUGGUAUCUUUUGGAGACUCUCUUGUUUGGGCCAGAAGCCGAUGGCCUCCAGUUCCUGGAGUUAGAAACAGCUACACCUAAGAUGGCUAAUCACUUGAAAUUCGUCGCUCGGACAGUGAUGGUGCCCAGUGGCAAUGUGGAGGCUGCCUAUCGAGUCCUCAACAGGGUCCUAACUAUGGACGGGAUCAUUGAUAGGAGCAAGCGCCAACGGUAUUAUGAGAAGCCCUGCCGGAAGAGGCAGCGGGAGGCGUACGAGACGUGCCGGAGGAUCUAUAACACGGAAAUGGCUCGAAAGAUCAACUUCCUCAUGCAGAAGAACCGCUCAGACCCAUGGCUCGGUUGCUGAGUUUGGAAGGCACAUCCAAGCAUAGUAACUGCUGCAAAACCGAAAUGAGCUGUUUAUGACUUUUCUGAGCAAAGCUAACACCCCCCAUCCACUUCAGUGGGAUCUCUGAAAGACUGACUCCCCAUAUUUUUUUGUUUGAAAAUAUUUUUAUGUUAUCUUUUUUUUUAAAAAAAUCAACAUUCUAUAUUGUUUGUCAGCAACAAACUUCACUAGUGUGUUACCGUUUGAUAUCUUGUGUGUUAAGCAAAAGUCGCUGGGCAUUCCAUCCCAAGCAUAAGCAGUUUUGCUUGGAGGUGUUGACUUGGGUUGUUGAACGCUUCAAAAUUAUGGGGAGGAUCCGCCCUUUGCUGGGAGAACUAAUACAUGAGGCAGAGACUUUGUUGCAUACAGUUCUAUAUGCUGGCAUGUUUGCUUUCUUGGGUAAGCUUUUAAAAAAAUAAAAAGAGGCUUCUCCCUCGUCAGUUGACAGACA